Molecule: messenger RNA, 641 nt
Organism: Stegodyphus dumicola
Lineage: Eukaryota; Metazoa; Arthropoda; Arachnida; Araneae; Eresidae
Product: protein PBDC1
Cellular component (GO): cytoplasm
Source: RefSeq, a predicted model, not a curated record
AUACCAGAGUCACACAUAGCUAUCUUCUUAAAGCUGAAAAUGAGCCUGUUUGUUUUAAUUUGCUGGAUUAUUAGAACCUUCCUUCUUCAAGAUUAAAACAUAUCUGGAUAACACUGAUUACUUUUUUUUCUGUGGCAUUCUGUAGAAACUGUUAGCUGCUAAAAAUGACUGAAAAUUUCUUUGAUGCAGAAUCUUACCAGAAUAAUCCUGAUAUAGAAUUGGCAUGGGCUGGAAAAGCCAUUGAACAUAUGGAAGUGCAUUUCAAUCUGAUUACUUCAGUGGAUCCCAGAAUACUUAAACUCACUCCCUAUGAUAAUGAAAUAUAUGAGGCUUUCCAAAAUGAUUUUCCUGAUUUUAAACUUGAUAUACUUGAUGAGGAGAGUUUGAAAAGCACAGAAAGUAAAAAAAAAUGGCACGAUUUUUGUCUCAAAUUUCGGGAAAAAAUGGAUGAUGCUACAUUUGGUACUUUGGUACGAAUAGAUAGUUCUGGAGAAUACAACAAAGAAAACACUAUUUUUGUUCUUCGAAUUCAGUUUUUGGCCAUAGAAAUUGCAAGAAACAGAAAAGGCUUGAAUGACAGUGUUUAUAAAGAAAAAAGAAAAGUUGUAUGAUAAGUCUAUAAAAUUAGCUUAAUUGUAUUA